This is a messenger RNA of Aphanomyces invadans, 1145 nucleotides long. RefSeq lists its product as hypothetical. Bases 1 to 1122 code for a protein of 373 amino acids. Gene Ontology annotation, molecular function: RNA binding. Gene Ontology annotation, cellular component: precatalytic spliceosome; U2 snRNP; catalytic step 2 spliceosome. NCBI's taxonomy places the organism in Eukaryota, Oomycota, Saprolegniomycetes, Saprolegniales, Verrucalvaceae. The transcript is spliced from 5 exons. The record is from RefSeq and is a predicted model, not a curated record. Gene Ontology annotation, biological process: mRNA splicing, via spliceosome.
AUGAACGUGAUCAAGGAAAUCCAACGGCUCAAUGAGCAAGAGCUCGAGCAAGGCGUGGGCAUUGAGGGGUCGUGGCACCACAUCUAUCGGGACUCGGCAUGGGUGUACGUCGGAGGCCUCUCAUACGAACUCACGGAAGGCGACAUCCUGUGUGUGUUCAGUCAAGUGGGAGAGAUCGAGGACAUCAACCUCGUUCGUGACAAGGACACAGGCAAGAGCAUGGGGUUCAGCUUCAUCAAGUACGAAAAUCACCUGUCGACGGUUCUUGCAGUCGACAAUUUCAACGGGUCCACGUUAUUGGAACGAAUGCUUCGUGUCGACCACGUCCACAAAUACAAGUUGCCCAAGGAACUGCGGGACAAAGAGGAAAACGAAGUUGCCGACGAUGAGGAAUUGCGCGGGAAGCCAGGACAUGCAUACGAAGGCAAGGAGCUAGCGAAUAAGUUUGACAUCCAUCAAGGAGUGGACGUGUUCAAAGUCAAGAUGACCAAAGACGAGAAAAAGAAACUGAAGAAAGCGGCGAAGAAGGCAAAGAAGGAAAAGAGGCGGCAAGCAGAUAUCGAAAAGAAGCAAAUUGCAUACUUCGAAGAGAUAAAGCUCAAACGAGCGGCGCGCGCAGCGCAGGAGGCGGACGAACGUGCGCGACGGAUGCAGAUCGAAGGCGUGGAAAACCCUGCGGACUUCAUUAUGCCGAGCGAGACAGGGUGGCGAGGACGCAUGCGAGCUCUUGCCGGUAUUUCCGCCGCCAUGCCCCUCUCAGCCCCGACAACUUAUGGCGGUCUCCUGAGCACAACGACAUGGGAUCAAGACCGUGUCUUUGGGUGUGUGUGCGACUCGUCGUGGCCCGUGGGCCUCGCGUCCGGCCAGGUUCAGGCGAGUAGCUGGUUCGGCUCCGACUGUUCAUUGCAGCAUUGUCCAUAUGGAGACGAUCCCGUCACAACUGGGACGAACGAGCUGGACUGCUCGGGCGUUGUCGCCCCUGGCGGGUUUGGAACAGGAACAGCAGGGAAUGUGUGCUUUGCCGAGUGUUCCAAUCGCGGGGUGUGCAACUAUGCCACUGGGGUGUGCACAUGCUUUGAGGGAUUUUACGGGUCGAAUUGUGGCACCAUGUCGGUGGGGUAGAGAAAGAGGAUGCGAAUUUAACG